This is a messenger RNA of Cyprinus carpio (common carp), 3392 nucleotides long. It is a transcript of the gene hlcs, whose product is annotated as holocarboxylase synthetase (biotin-(proprionyl-CoA-carboxylase (ATP-hydrolysing)) ligase). Gene Ontology annotation, cellular component: cytoplasm. Gene Ontology annotation, biological process: protein modification process. NCBI's taxonomy places the organism in Eukaryota, Metazoa, Chordata, Actinopteri, Cypriniformes, Cyprinidae. The record is from RefSeq and is a predicted model, not a curated record. Gene Ontology annotation, molecular function: biotin--[biotin carboxyl-carrier protein] ligase activity.
GUGAAGGAACGGGAAGAGGCGGAGUCUGCAGCUCGACAACACGGAAGAGGAGAUGACCGCGGGUCCGUGACCGAGCCCCGGAGACUCAUGGGCUCCACAGCAGCUGUUCCGCGCGCUGAAAGAUGCUCAUCACGCUGUGCUACAUCUACCUGUGGAUGCGCUUCCAGAGACACUACACGGCCGUGAUCCGCAGCGCGUUACACCGCCUCAGCAGCGGCCAGAGCAGCUUCACCUUCUGCGCGCUGAAGCCCGAGAGAACCGAUCUGCCCCGCGAGCACGCGCUCUUCCUCAGACUCGGAGACAGAGUCAUCUACAUCACCGAGCCGCAGGUGUGUGUUGAUCUCAGUAAGUGGACACUGUUGGGAUCUUCACUGAUUUGUGGUCGGCGGAUAGAAAGCGUCGCCUUCAUCAUACAGGCCACAUCAAGACAGAACGUUCCAGCGUCUCCAUACAGAACCGAAGAGAAAGUGCUGAACUGGUCUGAUUACUGUGUGCCGUUGGCGUACAGUCCAGGACAGCCGUACCGGGCCAUCGCUGAAGCCAGCCUGGACAACUUCAGCCGCCUCGGCGUGGCUUUUAUGGAAGAUCGUCUGCACAUGGGCAACGGGCUCGUACCUGAAAAGAUAGUUUCCGUGUUACUCAGAGAGACGGCGCUCCGAGAGCUGUUCGAGCAGCAGCAGGACGGCAGGAGGAUCGAGGCCGAGCCGACGGAGCGGCGAGACUCUCCACAGCUUCCUCAGGAGGAGCCGGAGCUCCCGUCCGAACACCAGCACAUGGACGGACACCACCUGCACCUCUCCAGCUGCCACGAGUGCCGGGAGCUGGAGAACAGCACCAUCCUGUCUGUGAAGUUCGCCUCCGUGGAGAACAUCCCGGAUCUGCCGGAUGACUACGCCACCGCGGACGAGGAGGAGGAGGAGCGCGGGAGGAGGAUCAGCGGCGGGAAGCCGCCCAACGUGCUGGUGUUCACCGGCGGCUGCGAGGAGCAGUUCCAGAAGAUCCGCUCGCUCCUGGUGGAGUGUGUGGACACGGACCGCUACGCCAUCUACCACCUGCGUCCACAGCAGGCCCUGAGCGAGCCCUGGCUGGACAACACGCUGCUGCUGGUGCUGGCCACCGACCAGACGCUCACGCCACAGCUGCAGCUGCGCUUCCUGUCCUACCUGAGCCGGGGCGGGAAGCUCCUGGGCCUGUCGUCCUCGCUGUGUCCCGCCGGACUCACGCUGCGGCCCCGAGACACACAGAGUGACCGCAUCUGCAGCCUGACCUUCACCAAGUCGGACAGCACGGAGCUGCAGCUGAGCGUGUUGUCCAGCGGGAGUGUGUUCGAGCGGGACGGAGCCAGCGGGGGGGACGUGGAGCUCUGGGGAGAGAUCAGUGCGCAGGACGAGAGGGAGAUGGCCAUCGUGCGUGUGACCCACGGAGUGGACAGCGGAGAGGCCGUCCUGUGUCAGGUGCGUUUGGAAACGGCUCCGGAUGCUCAAGGCUCCGCCGGCUUCUCAGAGCUGAAGAUGAGCAACGCCCGGCGCUACGAGGUUCUGACGGAGAUCCUGACGUCUCUGGGUCUGAGCUGUGAGCUGAGUCAGGUGCCGCCGCACAGCCCCGUCUACCUGCUCAGCACAGACACGGAGCAGGCGGGCCGCUUCUUGUGCUGGCUGCGGGCGCAGGCGGGUGAUUCGGGUGGAGUUCUGCGGAGCGCUGCGGGGGGUCUGAAGGUGGUGUGGGCCGGAGACGAGCCUCCGGAUCUGUGUGAGGGUGAGUGUGUGUUACACACCGAGCCGCCCGAGAGCUUCUCUGAGCACUUCAGCCUGCAGACGUACAGACAGCACCUGCAGACGCAGCGGCUCGGCCGGACCGUCCUGUACGCAGACAUCACCUCCAGCACCAUGGACCUGCUGCACGGGAUGAUGUUGCAGUCGCCACAGGAAGUGGGGUUAAUCGCCAUAGCAGCACGUCAGACACAGGGCAAAGGCCGCGGGGGGAACGCCUGGUUGAGUCCGCUGGGGUGCGCCAUGUUCACGCUCCACCUGCAGCUUCCUGUGGACUCACGCCUCGGACAGAGGAUCCCCUUCCUGCAGCACCUCGCCGCCCUCGCCGUGGUGGAGUCUGUGCGCACGCUGCCCGGAUACGAGGACGUGGACCUGCGGCUGAAGUGGCCCAAUGACAUCUACUACAGUAACCUGAUGAAGCUCGGCGGGGUUCUGGUCAACUCCACCGUCACGGGGCACACCUUCAGCCUUCUGAUCGGCUGCGGGUUUAACGUGAGCAACAGCAACCCGACCGUCUGCAUCAACGACCUGGUGCUGCAGCAGAACCUGGACACACUCGCUCCGGAUCAGCUGAUCGCUCGUUCGGUCACGCUGCUGGAGCGCUUCGUCUCGGACUUCCAGCUGCGCGGCCCGCAGGCUCUGCUGCCGCUCUACUACAGCAGAUGGGUGCACAGCGGCACACGUGUGCGUCUCUGGAGCGAGGACGGGCCCGAGGCCGAGGUGGUGGGUCUGGAUGAGAACGGCUUCCUGCAGGUGAGGACAGGAGAGCAGGUCGUGUCUGUGCAGCCGGACGGAAACUCCUUCGACAUGCUGAGGAACCUGGUGGUGACCAAAACCAGCUGAAGAUCUCCAGUACACGUCUCCUACACUGACAAGCUGCUCACCCAUCAUUUAAUACAAAUUCAUUUAGCAGAAAUGUCUUUCUCUUUCGGAGUUGUUUUAACUAAUUUCAGCGCCUGAUUGUACUCUGUUCUGCUCCUGCGGUGUGAUGCUUUUCAGAGUCUAACAGGAGACUCGACAGAUGUGACUCUUGAGAAGUGUGUGUGGUGUGUGCUGCAGAAUAACAUGCACCAGUCAAUCUCUGGUGAUUUGAUUUCACUUUACCAGUAAACGUGCAGACAGACAGAAGGGACGUUUAUGGGCUUUAAUAUGAGCGAUAUUUCAGUGUUUGGUGUAAUGGAUCAGAGUGAUUACUGAGGAAAAGCACAUGCUCAUCACAUUACGCUCAGAAAUAUUGAUUUGAAAUCAAGUGGAAAAGGGUUUCUGUGAUUCUUCCCAUGAGAGAAGUUUCCCAUCUCAGGAACACACUGGUUUAGUACAGUGAGGAGUUAGUUUAGAUUGGUAGUUAGUGAUCUGUAGUGGAUUACUCUCUAUUAACCCAACACUGGCCUCACUCUCAGCAAACUGAAGAGCUUCAUGUGGAAAUCUGACUGACGCUCGUUAAAACUUUUUGUCUGUAAUUCUCGUUUGGUUGCACGCUGGAUUUUGUAUAUUCAUAUCACGUCAGGUAAUCUAUCACUAAAUAUUUUGUAAUGAUUCGUGGUUUGUAAACAGAUACAGAUGAUCCCUUUUAAAGAAGACAUUCCCGAGUUGUAUAAAAUGAAAUAAAAUGAUUGUGACUGA